Messenger RNA from Antechinus flavipes (yellow-footed antechinus), 3002 nucleotides. RefSeq names its product chromosome 5 C7orf31 homolog (gene SPMIP4). The transcript is spliced from 10 exons. Bases 173 to 1840 code for a protein of 555 amino acids. The record is from RefSeq and is a predicted model, not a curated record. NCBI's taxonomy places the organism in Eukaryota, Metazoa, Chordata, Mammalia, Dasyuromorphia, Dasyuridae. Gene Ontology annotation, cellular component: centrosome.
CCCCGCCCCCACGCACGCUGCUUGCAAGCUCUCUGGGGCCACAGACUGCAGCAGCUCCGGGACCGAAUCCUGCGUGGGUUCGCGCGUGGGACUGCUCUGAGGGGUGGGGGGAGGGAAAAAGAAGGCCUCUUCGUCCUGUCUUGAUGUGUGAGACAUUUUUAUCGGAGGAACCAUGGAAGUGUGUCCCGACUUGCCCCGUUAUUAUAGUCAACUGGAAGGCACCAACAUCUUGUCCAACACAAUCAUUUCCAAUGAAAUCCACACGCCACUGCUAGUCCCAGCACGGAUAACUGCAUCAGAGGACAGGUAUCAGGAGUUUAAGAAGUCAAACCUGGUCCCCAGGCUCCCAUGGGGGAAAGAACGGGAAUAUGGCGCCAUGCUCCCAAUGUCCCUGCCCGAAGAAUACAAACCCAAAUUUGGGCCUCGGUUCUACAGCAAAGGACACAAGCAUUUUGGCUUUGGUGGGGACCCCUGGCCAAGCAAUAUUCCCGUUCGGCAGUUCUAUCACCUGACGCAGAACAAAAAGAGUAAUCUUUAUGGAAAUGACAGCUUGCUUCCUAAAGCACUCCAUACCACCGCCGAGCCGUUGCGCAUGGGGUUUCCAGUGGAACACCCCUAUCAGAGCCACAUCUCCCGGAGCGCCAUGUUCCCAAGCUUCAGUCCCCCACCGGACAGGAAGGCCGGCCCGGCUGAGAGUGUCCAGCAGCUUUUUCCUGCCGACACAGGCAUGUACACGACAACCGUGAUGAAGAAAACAGGAGGUAAUCCAUAUCGACAUGAGAUCCUGAAAAUUUCUGAUCCCCGAAAAAAAGUCUUGCAGUGGCCUGGACUGAGCACGUGCUUCAGCAUUCCUACAGAUGUUCACAAGAAUACCCAGCUAUACCCGCCUAAACCUUCAAAACUCUUGAUACCAAACAGUACCGUAGUUGCAAUGAAUCCUUUAUUACUUCUAAAAGCCGGCAGACAAAGAAUUCUGGAGCAGUCCCAUUGGCUAACAAGCUACACACGUGAUUACACAGGUUUAGGUUCCAUUAAUCCCUUUCCACCGGUUGAUGAUCAAGAAAAAGAGGUAGCCAUCUUAACUGACUCACCACCUAAAGAAAGAGUCCAGGAUUCCGCCAUCAUGGAAGAGAAGGUUCCGGUCCAUGCCGUGCCCGGCCAUGAUGAGAUGUCGCACGCUAAGAGGAGACUUCCAACAGGACCGAGCCUUCCAACAGGACCUGUGGCUCCUAAGGACCAAAUUUCUGAAACUAGAGAGAUGAUCAGGGAUGGGGAAAUGCUACCAUCUCCGUAUCUUUUCCCCAUUUGCCAGAAGACAAAAGAAGGCAAGGUUUAUAAACAAGGCUUCUAUCCCAAAAUCACGGACACUUACAAGAAUGAUGCUUUGUACUGGAGGCAGCUAUGCUUCAGGCCCCCCCCGGAACCGUGCAUCGAGCCCGAGGAGACAUUCUACUAUGACAACAUGAAACCCAGCCGGCUGAGCCAGUAUGUCGUGUGGCAAAACCCCAUCAGCCUCAGUAAGCCCAGUAUUCUGCCAGACCGAGUAGACCUAAAACCUGCCUUUCCCGCCAGUCACCUCAAAGAGCCCCAGACGCCUCCAGAGACGUCUGACAGCGGUAUCCAGAAAGAAAAAGAACCCUUCCUGAAGCAGUCCCCCAAAGCUGGAGCGCUCCAGCCACAGGCCUCCCUGCUGGAGCUCCAGAACACCUUCUCCAAGACAGAGGCCCACAAACGUCUUAAGGAAUUAGUCGUGGAAGACACGAAAGACCUGCGGGACAACAAACACUCAGGAAUGAAACACAAUUUCUAUAACUAUAAUUCCUAUUAUUUCUUUAAUUGAUAUAUUUCUUCAUCCAAUGGAAAACUAGCAUCUGGCAAGAACAUUAAAAAAUAUAACAAUCCCCUCUGUGGCUGUGCGUUGCCUUCUAUGUGACGUCUCAAUAUCCUGGUUAAUAGCAAUGACAACCGUCCUUUGUCAGACUCUAAGGUUUGCAGAUGGGCUCAUCUGAACCUCCUGACAGACGUGGGAGAGUACAUAUCAAUUAUUACCAAUCUCGCUUUACAGAUGAAGAAACCCUAAGGCUCAGAGAGAACGGAUUGAACCAGAGGCACCCUGUUGUUAAACUUUUCUCCUGGUACCGCGGGUGCUUCUCACUGCACUUCCCACUGUUGGUUGGUCGGGGUCCCUCGGACCCAGAGAGGACCAUCUGACAUCUCCAUGUUAGAGCUGAGUUACACGUGUCCCACUGUGACUGAUCAGAGCUCAGGGAUGGCUUUUGACUCACACAUAAAUUGGAUUUAAGCGGGGCAGACUUGCACGAAGCCGUCAGCCUCACGUUCUUUUCUGAUGCCGCCAUUGUCCAAUGGCGGGACAGAAGCCUGGGGAGGAUGCAGCGGAUGACCUCAGCGUCUUCGCAACGUCAGCGAAGCUCUCGGCGCUCCAUAUAUGUUGCACAACGUGUUUCACCCCCCUUCAUGGCCAUUGGAACAAAUUGUUCUCCUCGGCCCAUUCCACCAGACACCCCCAACUCACCUCGGGACUGACACCCUUUGGUCACCUCAGCCUGGUUUAGCCUGUCUGCUGAAAGUGUGUCUGCUACAGCUUAUGGGCUUAAUAAAUGCUUUUUCAUUCAUUUAUAAUUUAAGUAUCAUACAAAAACAAGACGGGCUCUGCCCUCAGGGCCCUUUUAUUGCCCGGUUCUAUAUAAGAUUGCUUUCUAGCUUUCUUACUUUGAAUGUCAAAGGCUGGAUAUGGCAGGUUUCCCUGACUUCAGAACUAGUACUAAAUUACCCUGUACUGCCUUGUAAAAAGUGUCAGUGACUUACUUUAAAAAAAAAAUCAAAGGAACUGACCAUUCCUAGCACAGAAGGGAAAUUUAGUCCUUACAGAGAUACCAGAACAUGUAGCGCUCCCUUGCGCAACAAUUUAGGGAUCUGGAGUCAACUGGAUGUAACUCCUUACCCUUUAGGUGAAAAAUAAAACUGUCCUAAGUAUAAACUUC